CUCUACGACCAGCUGCUGUGCAUCGACCUGACGUAGCUGCAUUCCUGCAAGAGAAGGGUACUGCUUCAUUGCAACUGCUCAUCAUCACCCUUUGCAAGAAAUGUCACGUAUCAUGGAAGACGCGCGCAUGUUGCAACAACUCGCACAGCUACAAACGCUCGUCGACGAUAUUGCUCUAGACCACUGCGGCCCACAAGAUGCCGAACGUCAGCUCCAUCAACUCGCAGAGCAGACGGAAGAGUCCGGCCAGCGAAGCGACGCGCUUAUUGACUGUCUCUGGCGUGCCUCGACAAUCGGUGCAGUACAUGAUCUAGACGACGAUGCAGCGGUUGAAGAAGCAAGUGAACGUCUCGCUCGACUUGGCAGCCUCGUGCAACAUCUCAACUCGACUGGAUUUUUAAACAGAGACAUCCUCUGUGAACGACUCGACCCAGCUCUCCUUCAGCACGCAAAACUGAUACCCGAUGCUCAAGCUUUUAGCAAGCGAGAAGUCAGAUUCCGCACAGCUCUGCUCUAUAAACAACAAAAAUUCAACUUGCUCAGAGAGGAGAAUGAAGGCUACAGCAAACUCGUCGCUGAAUUCGAUGCAUUCAUCGCAGCGACGCCCAACGAAGCAGCCACACCACGUGCAAAACAGCUCAUGACCAACAUCCAGUCUCUGAUUGGUUUCUUCGACCUUGAUCCUAAUCGUGUUUUAGAUGUUCUUGCGGAUCUUGCAGCAAAACAAUUAGCAUGUCAUUGGCGCUUCUUGCUCGCCUUUUUCAAAAUAUCACCUUGGUUCCUCCAUGAUCAACAACCCGUGCGGCCCUGCACCUGUUCAGCUGACUUGAGCGGACGUACAGGAAAUGCCAAUGCUGCACAAAUCAUGGGUUUCAAGUUUGCUGGACUGACAGGCGAAGAUGAUGCACAGGGAUUACUGUUGCUCAUGGCGCUUUGGAUCAAAGAAGGCAUGCUCAAGUUGACGGACCUUUGGCCGCAUCUCGCACCAGAUGAAGAGACAUUUGCAAAUGGCAAGCGCCUAUAUCGAGAGCAACUUGACAAUGAAAAGGAUAAAGCGCGUGGCGGAAAUAUGCUUGCCAUGGCCGGCGCCUUGGCGGAUGAUGACGAUGCACCCGCAGCUCCCGUGAGAUCAGCUCAACGAGCAGAGCCGAUGCAGUUUGAUACGCCACAAGAAGCCAUCCAACCAGUCAAUCACAGGCAACAGCUGGUGCAUGCACUCAUUGCCGUUGGUUCUAUCCCAGAGGUUAUGUUCCUGCUCGCAGAGUAUCCGUUCUUGCUUGGGUUGUAUCCAGCCAUGGCCGACUCAUUUUGUAUUCUCAUCGGCCAGGUUUUCCAACCGCUUGCAGACCAGUUGAGGCCGCAACAACAAUACACGCCUGAAGUCAUGGCAAGUCUCAGACAAGGCAAAGCCUUCUCAAGCGAUACAAAGUACCGCGACUCAAAGUUGACUCUCCCACCAGCACCCCGUACUCGGCAUGUUCUCAAUCCAAAUCCCACAUUCAGCACACCUCAACUUGUUGAGCGUUUCUUUUAUGACGAAUCUGCCAGUCAACUACAACAAUGCAACAGCCUCACUGAUUUUGGCGAGCUCGUCAUGCCGUACCUACGGAUAGCGGGCGUGCAUAUCCACAGACACGCCAAGUUGCUUUCGAAAAUUGCCCUCGUGGGCUAUACAGCGAUACGCGAACAACCCGAUUUGCGAGAUUUUUGGCUCACUGUGCUUCGGACUUCACUACUACCGGCGCUUUCUUUAUUGGAGACCAAUCCAGCUGUUGUCAAUGACGUUUAUAAGCUCGUGGAAAGCUACGAUCGCGAGCAACGCUACUCGCUGUAUGGGGAAUGGCACACCUCCUUAUACAAAACUAUCCCGGAACUUCGCGUACAGCUUAUCAAAACAGAAAAGGAAACAAAGGGCACUCUGAGACGUAUCUCAAAGACCAAUAUUCCAGAAUUUGGUCGAUUGCUCUCAAAAUCAUCGCACUCCAAUCCAUGCGUCGUCUUGUCGAUUGCACUCAACCAAAUUGAGUCGUAUGACAAUUUGGUCGAGGUGGUCAUUGAGGCGAGUCGGUACUUCACCUUCAUGACGUUCGAUGUGCUGGCUUAUAUUCUUCUCACUCUGCUCUCCAACAACAUCAAGCGACGCCUAAAGGAAGACGGUACGAGCGUCGCCCAUUGGCUACAAAGUCUGUCGUCCUUCACCGCGAAAAUCUACAAACGCUACAGUCAUCUGGAUCCAGUACCUAUCGUGACUUAUGUCGCCAAACAGCUCAAGAUUGACAACGCCUUUGAUCUCAUCAUUCUACAGGAUUUCAUCACAGAAAUGGGCGGUAUUCGACCAAGUUCUGAUUUGUCAGAAGAGCAAUUACUAGGCUGUACCGGUGGACCGUUGCUCCGAGCGGAAGCCCUGUCACUCAUUAAUGAGCGUCAAGAAGUGACAGCUAAGACGGCUUUGCGCUUACUCGAUGCCCUUGAACGGACAAGCCUCACAGUGCCUUUUGCGCUUAUGAUUGGAUAUCAGCGCGAUUGCAGCAUUUACCGCAUUGAAGAAGAGACCUUACUGGUCAAGUUGCUCGCGAAUCUGCAAGACACCAGUCAUUCUAUCCUUAUUCAGUAUCUCGAUUUCCUUUCGACUUAUCUGGAUGGUCGGUUGAACGAGCUUGCGAUGCCGAGUAUCUCUGAUUUGGUUCUAGGAGCAAACUUGCAGCCUGUUGUCGCUUUCAUGAUUGCUCGACCAGGCUUAUUGGCCGCUGUGCGCGACUACAAUGCGAGAACCAGCGCACACCUCAGAAAGGCGGCUGAAAUGGAAACUGCUGCUGACGAUGCUACAGAGACUGCAAAACCCAUUCAAGAUGAUGCUGGGAAAGAGGAGGAGAAGAUGGAAGCUCAGGAAAAUUAUAUGCAAGAUGACGAUGAGGAUCUCACUCCUGUCCCAAGCUCUGAUCAUGGCGAAGACGACAUCAAGCCAGAGACGACUCAGGACGUCGAGAUGAAGGACGAGCAACCAGAGGACAACCUGAUGGAAUCCUCGACAGCGGAAGACACCGAACUUGAAAAAUCACCCAUCGAAUUCCAUCCAGUCAUCAGCGAUUUGACUGAUGGUAUUAUCGAUCUCUUGCCGGAAGCAACUUGGAACACACUCCCUCCCCGUCUUUAUGUCACAUUUUGGUCACUAGACUUGUACGAUCUGAGUGUUCCUGUUGAGCGCUACGCCAAAGAGAUCAAAGCCAUUCGAAACAGUAUCAAAGAGAAUCAACAAGUCAACAAGGAAGAUAUGUAUACAGCCAUUCGAGCAAAGGAAGCAGAAGUCAAGCGACUCGAGGCCCUCAUUCCAGGCUUGCAAGCAGAAAUGAAGACCCAGAUGCAAAACCAUGACUUCAUCAUGAAUCAGCUGGCAAAAGAACAAUUGACUUGGUAUGGAGUAACGACAGAUGAGGAGGCGCAUGCUUCGCGCGCCCACUCGUUCUUGCAACAUUGCAUCUUGCCCAGAGCGCUCGUCUCGCCAAACGAUGCCAGCUAUUGCGCGCGUUUCAUCGCCUUCCUUCAUCAGACGAAAGUCUCCAAUUUGUCGAUGACGCACCUCUACGAAGAGCUCUUUGGUGCUCAUUUGUCAACAUCGAUAUUCACAUCGACUGAGCGCGAAGUGGAGAACCUGGGCAAGUUUCUCGGUGAAGUACUCAAAGCGCUCAACAAGCUGCAAUCAUCCGAAAGCACCUACAACGCCAUGCCCGUCCUCCUUACUGCGCCAAAGUCCGAGGAAGAGGAUUCGUUAGUCAUGUCUUUCGAAGACUUUAAGAGCAUGUGGUACAAAUUCCAUCGCUCACUAUGGACGUGCGUCAAGACGUGUUCUGGCUCCAAGGAGUUCAUGCACAUUCGCAACAUUUUAAUCGUGCUCGAAAAGAUGUCUGCUUCCUACCCGCACUUCAAAUGGGUCGGCAGUAAUAUUUCUCGCGACGUGGAUCGUCUCAUUGCAAGUGAGACGCGUGAAAGUCUCAAAAUUAGGGCAUUGAGUUACAAGGCUGUUCUCAAACGACAGCAAGGCCGCUGGGUCGAUGUACCAGGAAAGCAGUCUGCGGUCGCCGGUGACGCCUCAAAGCAGCCGACUCCCGCAACUUCACCAUCUCAGCUCAAGGCUACUGCAUCGCCCUUUGAGCCGAGAGGCAGCGUGCCACAGCCCAUGUCUGAACUGCCCAAGAGUCCAAAUGCAGUGCGCUCAGAUCGUGGUGAGAAGUCGCAACCUGACAGAACAAACACACCGGCAGGGGCACGCGAUGGGCAAGCUUCGUCUUCACCGAGAGUUCGUGUCCCUUCCUCGCCGAAGGACUCGCAUCGUGCAAGCCAAAUCGACCAAGUCCGCGAUGCAGAGAAAUCUCGAUCCAAUUCCCGGACAGCUUCACCUCGAACAGAGAAGUCGUCUGAUCGGCCGGGACGCAGCGAUCAUCCAGCAGACCGUGAACCUGUCAGGCGAGAAAAGGAUCUGCUCCAUUCAGACAAUCGCUCGAGCCGCAAUAUGCCGCCACCUGUAUCGGACCUGGAGCCUGGACGACUCAAUGGGCCACCUGUAAAAAAUGCUCGCCUAGAAUCAAGAUCUGGCCGGAGUGACGACCGUACGUCAAGGGAUUGGCGUAUACAAGAGCCGGCUCGCGGAGACGGCGGACGUUCCAGAAAUGCACACGGCGGCUCAGAUGCGCGUGGUGGCAGACGCGACGAGCGGGAUUCACAGGAUGGUCGAGAUGCUCCUCGCAAAGAUGGUGUAAGGCGAGAUGGUCGAGAUCGUCCAUCAAGCCGCGAGGGCUCCAAUGGUCAGGCUGACUCUCGCGGACGUCGCGAUGAUGGUGGACGCAGAGAGCUGAUUCAGCAUCACCUCCGCAACGAGUUACCAGAUCGCACAAAAUCUGAGCAGGCUCCUGUGGAAGCUCCUAGUGGACCACGUCGGGCUUCUGCGGAUGUACGCGUACCAGGAUCGACGAUAUUACGGGAGAAUGGCAAAAGUUACUCUGUUGCGCUCUCCAUUAAGGAUUCUAUGGCUGAUGGUGGUGACGCUAGACGCGAUAGCCGCCAAUCGCAACGAACUGACGCUCCAGCAAAGUCUUCACAAAAAGCAGAGUCGACGAAAGACGCUCCUGGUCCGUAUGUGCAUCCAUCGCGCUUGGCUGAGGAAAAGUCGUCUGAAGGUCGCAACACAGAAGGCCACGCCGUGCAUCCCUCACGAUUGAAAGUCAACGAACGUGGCAACAGUAGUCCUCCUCGGUCACGCGGAAGUGGGAGUGGAAGCGGCGGUGCUAUUGAUCGCCAAGGUUCCCACCACAACCAAGCCAAGAAUGACCGUGGUUCCGGCAGUGGACGCCGUGAUGGACGUGCAGCUGAGCAAGCUCGCUCUGGAGCUGAAGAAGGUGCUGGGAGUAGGUCUGGUGGUCGUGCUGGUGCUCGAGAGCAAGGCCAAGGCAAACGCCAUCCGGAUGAUGGUCCAUCUGGUGCAAGCCGUCCUCGCAGCCCAGCUCGUGGUGGCAAACGUCAGCAAAGUGGAUAUGAGGGCGAAGGCCGUGGUGGACGAGACACUAAGCGCGCCCGUCGAUGAGCUGCAUCUUUUCUAUCUGGCUAGUUAUCUUGUACCUAUUCACUGUAUAAUGUGA
Messenger RNA from Protomyces lactucae-debilis, 5630 nucleotides. RefSeq names its product transcription factor/nuclear export subunit protein 2-domain-containing protein. Gene Ontology annotation, molecular function: mRNA binding. Bases 101 to 5575 code for a protein of 1824 amino acids. Gene Ontology annotation, biological process: mRNA export from nucleus; mRNA processing. The record is from RefSeq and is a predicted model, not a curated record. The transcript is spliced from 3 exons. Gene Ontology annotation, cellular component: THO complex part of transcription export complex. NCBI's taxonomy places the organism in Eukaryota, Fungi, Ascomycota, Taphrinomycetes, Taphrinales, Protomycetaceae.